UAAUAUCCUUUCUCUUCAGUGUAAACGGAAGCGACCUGUGACCAAGAACAGUUUCCACGUUAGCGUUUUUAUUUAGACGUUUAUUAACCCCCUGGAACUCAUAUGACUAAUGUAACUGCACAGCAUCACAUACUUACCCCAGAUAGUGUUUAAUUCGCUUUCGACUUGGUUGAUAGAUGUUAUUUAAGUAAAGCUAGCUAGUAACUGCUAAUAAUGGCUAACUGUAUGGUUUUUCACACUCAAAUUGCCUCCAUCAUGGAGGUGCUAGCGAAUUCAGCCGUUGCAGAGAUCUGUAAACUCGUAGACGACGACUAUGCAGUGUUUCGUUUGGAAAUAACUCAAAGCCAGAAAGAAAACAGGGGAUUGAGGAGGAAACUACAGCUCGUGGAACUCAAGGUGGCACGGGAGCGCGCAGAGAGGACAAUGCGAGAGCGCGUCCUCGCCAGUCGUCCCAGUAGUGUCAAGAUCCUCGACCGAUACAGAGGAAUGGCAAGAGGUGAAGGACAUCUCACUGGAGGCCACAGGAGCUUUGUGAAGCCAUCUUGGAGAGAGAACCAACCCUUAGCUAUAGAUGAGGGGAGUGGAACCUUAAUCCAGCAGGUUAUCGUGAUAGAGUCAGCAGAUGCAGAGGCUCCAGGUCCUAGGGUCAAGCAUGAGAGGACAGAAGGAGAGGAGGACCCACGGCACAGUAGAGACAUCCAGACUGAAGCAACGGCUGGAGUGGCGCCCCCUGUAGCCAAGGAGGACAUCGCAACUGCCGCCACGCCCCAGGCCAAGACUCAACCCAGCAUCACGGAGGAGGAGGGUCCAGAGGUGCUGCUGGUGAAGGAGGAGGGUCUGGGAAACCCUGAGGGGACCAUGGUCAUGGAGGACAACCAGACUACACCUUCUCCUGAACCCACAGAGGAACCAGCUGAGCAGCACAGGACCACAUACAGUCUCACUGAGUCAGUAGACAUGGAGGAUGGGAAGCCUGAUCUGCUGAUAGUCAAAGAGGAGACAAUUGAGGAUGAACCAGACAGCAUUGAUCUGCUGAGUGGACUAAAGAUGGGGGAGCAAGGUGGUUGGCUGGAGGCUAAUAGAGGAGACUGGGUGGCCAUUUUGGAUUCCCAGACCAGUGCAGCCAAGGGCAACAUCACUGAGCAGGCCAGGACCAGAGGUGACAUAGUGGAGUCUGCAGUCCAUGAGGACCUGCUGAUAUCCGGUGUUGCUAGAGGGAGAGACUGGACCUCUGAAGCGGCUGGUCACAAACCCUGGCCCCGGAUCAGAACCCUGGAUCAGGAGCCGUCGCUCUUCCUUCCCGAGUCGGAACCAGGACCCAACCACGAGGGACAGAGACUCCACCACCACACAGAACACAACCAGUGGACAGGUGGACUGAACAACCUCAGUCCUGGUGGUCAUCAGAGAGACAGAGGCUCCAGUCAGGGAUCCAGUCUGCAGCCCAGACCCUUCUCUUCACAUUCUCAGUGCAGGGAUGAAGCAGGGCCUGGGGCUGAUAGACCCUCCUGUUCCUAUGAUACAAACACCACAGUAUCCAUGAUAAACAGAGCAGGUCACCCUGGGCUUCAGCCUUCACAGAGAGUGGUGGGAGACCCAUCUGGUGGGAGUCUAACAGGAAGUCUGUCUUCUCCUUCAGGGUCUCGUCUAAUGCCUGGUGACUGGGUUCAUAGAAAGCCUGGGCCUGGGUCUAGCCUUCCUCAUCUACCUCAUGGUUUCCCCACCAAUACAGACAGGGUCAGGAUUGGCAUUCACCACGAUAGUUACCUAGCCUAUAACACAGCACACAAUCCCAACAACACCCAAACAAUGGCUAGAGGUCAAGGAGGGAGCUCAAAUACUAACCACUUGAGGGUGGUUGCUCCUGCUUCUACCUCCUCUGGUGUCAUUGAGUCACAACGCGUGAGACCGAGCAUUAGGUCGGACGCCGACAAGCCAUACGCCUGCCCCACAUGUGGGAAGCGCUUCGCUGAGGCAAACUAUGUGAAGAGGCACCAGACAGUUCACACAAAUGAGAGGCCCUUCAAGUGCAAACUAUGUUACAAGAGCUUCUCCUUCCUGACUAACCUGAUCAGACAUAGGAGUGUCCACAAAGGGGAGAAAUCGUAGCAGUGUGGCUUGAGAUGUAAACAGAGGAUAUCUGGGAACUAUUCUUAAGCUGGCAUACUGAAUUAUAAUUAUCAUGUGAAGUGUCUCAGUUGAGCAUCUGAGUAUGCUCACCAUCUCUGAUGAUAGACUUGUUGUUUGGUGUGCAGGCAUAGCCAAAACAGUCAUUUUAUUGAAGUGUAACUAUAUCGCCCCUCUGAAUUUGGUUUUGUCUAUAUUCGAUGCCCUCUUUUUUAUAAUAUAUUUAUAACACCUCCUAAUGUUAUUGGGUAUAAUCAGGUGGUACCUGUUCCUUUAUGUACUGAAACAAUGUGAUCAAAUCUGUUAAUACAUUUUGAACCAUGUUGUCCUUUUGAUAUACUACAUGACCAAAAGUAUGCUUGUCAAACAUCUCAUUCCAAAAUCAUGGGCAUUAAUAUAGAGUUGAUCCCCCCCCUUUGCUGUUAUAACAGCCUCCACUCUUCUGGGAAGGCUUUCCACUAGAUGUUGGAACAUUGCUGCAGGGUCUUGCUUCCAUUCAACCGCAAGACCAUUAGUGAGGUUGAGCACUGAUGUUGGGCGAUUAGGGCUGACUCGCAGUUUGCGUUCCAAUUCAUCCCAAAGGUGUUCGAUAUGGUUGAGGCGAGGGCUCUGUGCGGGUCAGUCAAGUUCUUCGACAAACCAUUUCUGUGUGGACCUCGCUUGGUCCACGGGGGCAUUGUCAUGCUGAAACAGGAAAGGGCCUUCCAGAGGCAGUUUGGAACUCGGUAGUGAGUGUUGCAACUCAGGACAGAUGAUUUUUACGCGCUUCAGCACUCAGCGGUCCCGUUCUGUGAGCUUGUGUGGCCUACCACUUCGCGGCUGAGCCAUGUUGCGCCUAGACGUCUCCAUUUCACAAUAACUGCACUUAGAGUUGACCGGGGCUACUAGCAGGGCAGAUAUUUGAUGAACUGACUUGUUGGAAAGGUGGCAUCCUAUGACGGUGCCUCGUUGAAAGUCACUGAGUUCUUCAGUAAGGCCAUUCUACUGCCAAUGUUUGUGUAUGGAGAUCGCAUGGCUGUAUGCUCGAUUUUAUACACCUGUCAGCAACGGGUGUGGCUGAAAUAGAUGAUAAUUUGAAGGAGUGUCCACACACAGAUAGAUAUGUAUAUCUAUAUAGAUAUAUGUUGACUUUUUACUUACUUGGUUGUUAUAUAGUAUUAUAAACUGGGUGGUUCGAGCCCUGAAUGCUGAUUAGCUGACAGUCGUGGGAUCACACCACAUACCACAGUUAUGUCAAAACAUUUUUUACUGCUCUAAUUACGUUGGUAACCAGUUUAUAAUAGCAAUAAGACACCUUGGAAGUUUGUGGUAUAUGGCCAAUAUACCACAGCACUCCUCAUUGUAUCGUGCUUAAGAACAGCCCUUAUGUUGCGUUCGUAACCAAGUGGGAAUUUACCACAUACGACUGGAGAAAAUCAAUUUGAGCUGGUAACUACUGGUAAUUACUAGUCUAUCAGCAUGACUUCCCACUUCCCCCACAUGCUGACCUCUGACAUCUACUAAGGAAAUUACCUCGGUAAUAGCAUUCUGGGCUGGUAAAUGCAACAGGUAAAUGGUAAAUGCAAAACAUUAUUUAUAAAAAGCAAUCUAUUAAUAUGGGUUUUCAACACUAUAAUUUGUUUACAAGCCAUACUUUAUGUACUUUAUAGUUUACACAGCUUGUUGGCCAUUAGCUAAUCUGCCUUUCUCAACGAGUUCAAAGCACGUGAAUGCAUCCAACUGGUAUUUACGACUUCACAACUGGUAAAUUCCCACCUUCCACUUAGUUAUGAACACAGAAUUAGUCAUGGUAUAUUGACCAUAUACCACACCCCUCGGGCACUAUUGCUUAAUUAAAAUUGGCCUUAGUUUCCUUUGCUUCCUUCGACCUAAGCCAACCGUCUCAGCAAUUAUUUGAGGUAAUUUACUGUAAUUUUUCCACCACUGGAAAUGGCCACCAGUACAGAGUAGGGUCUUUAGAAUCUACACUGAGUGUACAAAACAUUAAGAACACCUUCCUAAUGUUGAGUUGCACCCUCCCCCUUUUGCCUUCAGAACAGUUUCAAUGGAAUCUACAAGGUGUCAAAAGUGUUCCACAGGGAUGCUGGCCUAUGUUGACUCCAAGGCUUCUAACAGUUGUGUUAAGUUGGCUGAAUGUCCUUUGGGUGGUGCGCUAUUCUUGAUAUACAUGGGAAACUGGCACCUACUACCAUACCCUGUUCAAAAGUACUUCAAUAUUUUGUCUUGCCCAUUCACCCUCUGAAUGGCACACAUACACAAUCCAUGUCUACAUUUUCUCAAAGCUUAAAAAUAUAUAUUUUUACCCGUCUCCUCUCCUUCAUCUACACUGAUUGAAAUGGAUUUAAGAAGUGACAUCAGCAAGGGAUCAUAGCUUUCACCUGGUCAUUCUAUGUCAUAUACACCCAGUCAUGUCAUGUACACUGAGUGUAUAUAUGGUGCUAUUUAAUGGAGGUCUCUGGUCUAAAUAGUCAGCAACACAUUCUACUCUUGCAUUGGGGGCUAUGGAGUGGAUGGAGUAGAAAGUGUUGCUGAGUAUUUAGACCAGAGUCCACCAUUAAAUAACACCGUAUAUAUAUUCUACAGACCCUACUGAGUAAUCCCAACCCUCUUUUACAUCGGCACCUCGAAUAGUUCUCUCUAUAAGCCCAUAUGUAUUUUACAAUAUAUUGUAUCAGGGGGGAUUUAUUUGACGGUAUUUUGAAACCAACAUUUAAUGCAAAUGUCACUUAAAUAUGAAAAAUAUGGAUCAUUAAUGUUUAGACAAUCAUGUUUCAUAUAUCAUGAAUAAAUAAAAGGUAAUUACACUUCUACUAUUACGUGGGGGACUUUUAUUUUAUAAUUUUCAGAAUUUCCGUGACCCGGAAGUACUUUUUCCCAUUUUUUCAAGACUGCUGAGCGUCACCAACUACAGCUUUGCAUAGUGCAUAAAAUGGUUUACUACAUAGGGGAUAAUCUUAACUAAAGAUAAUUACUACUUUAAUUAAGAUUCUAAAAAUCCUAUAAAGUCGAGCACAUUGAAAAAUGGUUGGAGCUUAAGUGAAUUCAUGUAAAGAACAUAAUAGCCUACUGGUAAAAAAUUUACAAUGACAAUAUAGAAAAAUAAAUAUUUUUGGGGUGGUAUGAUUGUUAAUUUACUGGUGCUAUUGUUUAAGGGUGCCAUUUUGAAAUGUAGAGUUUAAGAAAAGUAUUCAUGUAUUUCUGUUGUAUUUCACAAACAAAUUGCACUGUACAGGAAAAGCAAUGCCCAUAAAAGCAGGGUCCAGUCUAUUCACUAGAUCCCUUAACCGCCGUGAUAACGGUUAAUUGGGGUUAUAAUUGGGGUUAUACUAACCUAUAGCAGCAACGGCGUACUUGGGUACUACCUCAAAAAAAAAAAAAAAUUGUUGUCAGCCAAAACACUUGACCUGAUGCAUGUUUUGACGCGAGGCUGGCCUUGGGCUGAUUUAAAUGUAAAGUCUGCAGCCUGCUCAUCAUCAUUUGAGGAAUGUAGGUCAUUUACAGGUAUGCCAGUCAGUUAAUUAACACCCCUUCUACUGGUCACAUUGUUUCUAUUGUUUAUUUGAAGGAGUUAGCAGCUUACCAAAUCACCUGCUUAUGCUAGUAGGAAUUCUGCGCCUAAAUUAUAGUGCAAGCCAAGAGUACAAGUCUGGUAUGGAAUGGUGUUUUAUUUCACACUGGUGUCAAACAAAGACUAAGCUAAAUUUGUUCAUUCAUUGGGGGGGCUUGCCUGUUUUACAUGUUAUUUUGGAAUUAAUACCGGUCACAUAUCAGUUUGCAAACAAUGUAAAAAAAACAUAUAGAAUUGAGUCAAUAAAGCCGCAUACAAACAUG
Messenger RNA from Oncorhynchus nerka (sockeye salmon), 5958 nucleotides. RefSeq lists its product as uncharacterized. Gene Ontology annotation, biological process: regulation of transcription by RNA polymerase II. The record is from RefSeq and is a predicted model, not a curated record. Bases 214 to 2109 code for a protein of 631 amino acids. NCBI's taxonomy places the organism in Eukaryota, Metazoa, Chordata, Actinopteri, Salmoniformes, Salmonidae. Gene Ontology annotation, molecular function: RNA polymerase II cis-regulatory region sequence-specific DNA binding; DNA-binding transcription factor activity, RNA polymerase II-specific. The transcript has 7 exons.